UUACGUAUGGAGUGCGGAAAAAUAGUGAAGGAAUGCCUCUUCAAAGGACCAGAACUGCCUUGCUGCGAAAAUUUUAAACCUUUGAUGACUGAAGUGGGCCCUUGCCUCGCCUUUAACGCCAAGCACGCGUGGCCACAGUUACCAUGUUUCGUGCUCAGGAAAGAAGAUUUCCUACUGGAAGAGAUCUUAGAAACCGACGAAACUCUGUCACUCUCUUUACUUUUCUUCGGACUCACCAAAAAUUACAGCGCCGAAGAACAAUACAUAAAGGUGUACCUGCUGAGCAACGACGAGGUGCCGUCGGUGGACGCCCAGCCGCAGGCGCUGUACGACUACCGCAUCUCGCAUCUGUUCUUCUCGGAGAAGCACACGUACACGACGCCCGACACGCGCCAGCUGUCCCUGCGGCAGCGGCGCUGCGCCUUCGCCGACGAGAUCAGGCUCAAGGUGGACUCCAAGUACACCUUCAACUUCUGCAUGAUCCAGUGCCGCAUGCAGCUGUCGCGCUCGCUGUGUGGCUGCGUCGCGCCCCUCUACCCGCCCACCGAGGGGUUCCGCGUGUGCGGGGCGCAGGAGCUGCAGUGCCUGGCGGCCGUCGCCGGCGAGCUGCGCACCACGCUGGACUGCGCCUGCGAUCUGGGCUGCGACCACACCAUCUACGAGAUCGAGCGCCUGCAGGAAGUGCAGCAGUGCGUGAGGCACCAACUUCUUGCAUUCAGCGACCGUAGAUUGUAA
Molecule: messenger RNA, 735 nt
Organism: Gryllus bimaculatus (two-spotted cricket)
Lineage: Eukaryota; Metazoa; Arthropoda; Insecta; Orthoptera; Gryllidae
Source: the annotation of a GenBank genome assembly